AUGCCUUCAGAUACACCACUUAUACCGUCAAAUGCCUCUGUAGCCGAUGAGCUAGAGGCUUUGAACUCCAUCUACGGCCCAGACACGCUCGAUUUCCAGGGCGAAACACCCAGCGGCGCAUCAGCAGCGCUGCGACUGCCCGACCUACCUUUUUCAUUUUUGUUCACCUUCCCUUCAGAAUAUCCUGAUGUGCCUCCCCUCAUCACCGGAACGCAGUCGACCGGCGAUAGUGGCAAAGGUGAAGGAGAGGCCGCGGUGAGCAUUCUGCGGGAUCUGCUGGGGACGUUGUGGACUCCGGGACAAGUGUGCCUGUUCGAUUUGGUAGAGGAGGCCACACCGAUUCUUCAAGAGCAUCACGCUCAACAUCGCCAUGGCGCGGCUGAAGAUCACAGCGCACAUGCUACGCACAGGUCGGCGACUUCCACACAGCAUGAGCAACAAGACCCGGACCUGACAAUGGUUGCAGCAUCGUCCAUGCCAUCCCCACCGUGGGUCUUGUCUGAGCCAAUGACCGUGAGUAAAUCCGCGUUCAUUGCGAGGGCCUGCCAUGUCGCUUCUCUGGAUGAAGCCCAAGACUCAAUUUCACACCUGCUCUCGACGAAUAAGAAGGUUGCGACGGCGACGCAUAAUAUUCAAGCUUGGAGAAUACAGUCGACUAACAAAGAGACGGGCACUGUCACCACUAUACAGGAUAGUGAUGACGAUGGGGAAACAGCCGCUGGUGGAAGGCUCCUUCAUCUGAUGCAGUUGAUGGAUGUAUGGAAUGUAGUCGUGGUCGUUACCCGGUGGUAUGGUGGUGUCAAGUUGGGACCGGAUCGAUUUCGACUAAUCAACAUGGUGGCAAGAGAUGCAUUGAGCAAAGGCGGAUUUGCCAAAGAGGAAAUUAGCAAGACAAAGGGCAAGGGGAAAGGUAAGAAGUGA
Molecule: messenger RNA, 921 nt
Organism: Exophiala bonariae
Lineage: Eukaryota; Fungi; Ascomycota; Eurotiomycetes; Chaetothyriales; Herpotrichiellaceae
Exons: 1
Coding region: 1-921 (306 amino acids)
Biological process (GO): regulation of translational initiation; GCN2-mediated signaling
Cellular component (GO): cytoplasm
Molecular function (GO): protein binding
Source: RefSeq, a predicted model, not a curated record